Messenger RNA from Nanorana parkeri, 2074 nucleotides. It is a transcript of the gene FOXO1, whose product is annotated as forkhead box O1. Gene Ontology annotation, biological process: insulin receptor signaling pathway; regulation of transcription by RNA polymerase II. Gene Ontology annotation, cellular component: nucleus. Gene Ontology annotation, molecular function: RNA polymerase II cis-regulatory region sequence-specific DNA binding; DNA-binding transcription factor activity, RNA polymerase II-specific. Lineage: Eukaryota; Metazoa; Chordata; Amphibia; Anura; Dicroglossidae. The transcript is spliced from 3 exons. The record is from RefSeq and is a predicted model, not a curated record. The coding region runs from base 1 to 1884 and encodes 627 amino acids.
AUGGCUGAGGCGCCGCCGGUAGUGGAGAUAGACCCAGACUUUGAGCCUCUGUCCCGGCCACGCUCCUGCACUUGGCCGCUGCCCCGGCCGGAGUUUAACCCGGGCAACUCGGCCAACUCGUCCCCGGCGCCUUCCCUGCAGCAGGAGCCCGCCGCCGGAAAUGUGGACUUUAUGAGCAACCUGAGCCUGCUGGAGGAAAGCGAAGACUAUGAGCCGGCCGAGGCGCUGGGGGUGUGCGGGGACUUCCAGUGCCAGGAGCUGCACCAGCUGCAGCCACAGCCCCGCCAGCAGCAGCAGCAGAGUGGGGGGCUCCAUGCCCCGCCGAGUGUGCCCUCCCUGUCCCCAUCGUCAUCCCCGUCCCCCCUGGGAGCCCAGCAGCCCCGAAAGAGCAGCCCCCCCCGCCGCAACGCCUGGGGGAACCUGUCCUACGCCGACCUCAUCAGCCAGGCCAUAGAGAGCUCCCCGGAGAAGAGACUCACCCUGUCCCAGAUCUACGACUGGAUGGUCAAGAGUGUCCCCUACUUCAAGGACAAGGGGGACAGCAACAGCUCCGCCGGCUGGAAGAAUUCUAUACGGCAUAACCUAUCCCUUCACAGCAAGUUUGUACGAGUACAGAAUGAGGGCACAGGAAAAAGUUCCUGGUGGAUCCUGAACCCAGAAGGUGGAAAGAAUGGAAAAUCUCCAAGACGACGAGCCGCUUCUAUGGAUAACAACAGUAAAUUUGCAAAGAGUAGAGGAAGAGCUGCCAAGAAAAAAGCUUCUCUCCAAACAAGCCAAGAUGGGAGUGGAGAUAGCCCAGGGUCGCAAUUCUCUAAGUGGCCUGGUAGCCCCAGCUCCCACAGCAAUGAUGACUUUGAUGCAUGGAGCACAUUUCGGCCAAGGACCAGUUCCAAUGCAAGCUCAAUUAUGCCUGAAGAGGAUGACCUUGGAGAUCCUGAUGUACAUAACCUUGUGUAUCCUCCUUCUACCACCAAGUUGGCUUCUACGUUGCCAAGCCUGUCAGAGAUUGGAAACUCUGAAAACAUGGAGAAUCUUUUAGAUAACCUGAAUCUCUUAUCUCCUAACACCUCAAUGACUGUCUCAACGCAGUCCUCAACGGCCUCAAUGAUGCAGCAACAGUCUGGCUAUUUAUUUACAUCUCCCAACUCCAGUAUGGGAUCCCCUGACCCUGAGUACAGGAAAUAUAGUUAUGCUCAAGCUAGCAUGAACUCCCUGUCACAAAUGCCUAUGCAAAGUGUUCCGGACAGUAAGUCAGGUUACAGGCCUGUAGGCCCAUAUAACGUUCCAGCCGGACUUUUGAAGGAACUGCUUACAGCAGAUUCUCCACCACAUAAUGAUUUACUGACCCCCUCAGAAUCUGCUGUUUCACAAGCCAACAGUAGAGUUUUGAGUCAGAAUGUGUUGAUGGGAUCUAAUUCUGGAAUGCCAACCUAUGGCAGUCAGCCACCUCAUAACAAAAUAAACAGCAUUGCCCACACACAUCAACCACAUAAUCAGCAAACGUCUAUCAAUGGUCGUGCCUUGCCCCAUACUGGGAGUACCAUGACGCAUGCUGGCAUUAAUCGCCUCUCAACAGUGAAAAGUUCAUUACAAGUGCCUAUGACUCAACCCCAUCCAAUGACAACCAUGAGUCCUUACCCUUCAAAUAGCUGCAAUGGCUUUGGAAGAGUUGGCAUUGUCUCUGUUCACCAGGAGAUGCUGCCCAGUGACUUGGAUGACAUGUUGAUUGAAAGCUUGGAAUGUGAUUUCGAGUCCAUGGAAUCUAUUAUCCGGAAUGACCUCAUGGAGGAUGGAGGAGCAGAUUUUAACUUUGAUAGUGUAUUGCCUAACCAAAGCUUUCCUCACAAUGUCACAACCACCACACACAGCUGGGUAUCUGGUUAAACAAGAAUAUAGUAACCAGAGAUGACUGUAAAUAAAAUACAGUUGAAGACAACUCCAAAGAUGCCCAUCUCCCACGUUAUUCAAAUCAGCAGAUACACGGAUUUGUCUCAGUUUUAUGCCAGUUAUGUGCUGCUCUUGGACCCCUCUCACUAUGAAGUGCCAAACUGACUAGAAAUCCUAACAGAAGAAC